Messenger RNA from Penicilliopsis zonata CBS 506.65, 1170 nucleotides. RefSeq lists its product as hypothetical. The record is from RefSeq and is a predicted model, not a curated record. The coding region runs from base 134 to 901 and encodes 255 amino acids. The transcript is spliced from 6 exons. Lineage: Eukaryota; Fungi; Ascomycota; Eurotiomycetes; Eurotiales; Aspergillaceae.
AGAAAGCAUUGCCAAGGCAGCUGCUAUGUGCUGAACAUUAUGGAAGAGGCCUCCAAGCCAGAUAUUAGAAAUUCAGAACAUCCUAUAUAUUUGAAUUGGCCACGCACCGCCCCUGAUUGAACAAAAAAGUCCAAUGGAUUCCAAUCUGUUAUUUCAAUUGACUGCGUCGACGAUAGCAUCAGUUUGCUGCGGAUCAAGUCUUGCCCUCUGGCUCAUUUCGAUCAAGGCUUUGAGCUGGCAAAGACUAAAGAAUGAACCGCUCAUCACCGCUCAAGCUACCAUAGGUGCUCUCGUCUUCUUGGGAUCAAUCCUCUCCGUUCUACUAUCAAUCCUGAGAGCAAACCUAAAGACCAAUUUGCCAUGGCUAAUACUGCAGCUGGAAAUCAGCUGCGUGCUUGUUUUGGUCAUUGUAAACGAGUAUCUAUGUGUUUCUACUCUACAGCACUGGACAUCCCAUAUGAUAUCUGCCUUUUCAUGCUUGGGUGCGGUUAUCAUUCUAUCACUUUCCGUCUCUUUUCCGCGCAGCAUUUUGCUUUCCUCUUUUAUCAUCAUCGCUUUUAUUGGCCUCAGCCUCAUUCAUGCCCAAAUUAUCAGGGCGUGGGUCAUAUGCAUUAGGCCGUGGCAUAUGGAUACAAGUGCAUUCAAGUCAUUUUGGCACUAUCCGUGCCCGGAUGCUACCAGGCACCAACGAGCCUUGUGGAUGGCGUCCAUUGGCUCUGUAGGAUUAUUUACUAUUUUAUUAGGCCUGGUGAUACUUGCCUGCGUACAAACCAACCUGCAGACACAAAUUGUGACGAUUCAAAUCGCCAUAACAAGCCUACGAAAGGUGGCCAUUUCAUCUUGCCUUCUUCAGACUCCUCACAACAACUUGGGUGUUUUACUUUCGCACGAACACGCUUAACUAUAAGAACAUAUAAACGCACAAAAAAUUGAGGUUGUGAAAUACUCAUGACUAGGAGCUGUGCAUCCUGGGGGCUGUAUGGAUAUCAGCUUCACUUCGGACCUAGCAUUCACUAGCUGAUAUGUGUAGCGCCCAGAGACGAAAAGGCUCGAUUGCAGAGGUAGACUUAAGGCUUCGAAACAUAGUGCACUGGCUUCUCCCUUGGGGAGGAAAACGAUGCUGCUGUGGGCUAGUUCAUCCCAGCGAUUCUUCUCCUGUGAGACUGCCGU